CCCCAGCGGACGGCGCUGCGCGCGCGGCUCCCCGCAGCCCCUGCCGCCCUAACGGACUGCACCGCGCGCGGAGGCGGGGAGGGCCGCGGGCGCCAGAUUAAGGCGCCGGGGGCGGCGUGUGCGGGAAGCCGGGAUUUGCGGAGGAGCGAGGAAGGGGGAGUGAGCGGAGCAGGGGCCGCGGAGACAGAGGACAGCGGCUUUCUCUCGCGGAGCGGAGCUCUUCCCCUGAGCGGCGGCCGGUCCCUCUAGCGAGGGCGCGGAGCCCCCCGCCCUCUCCCCUCAGCAUGGGCCGCGGGGCAGCGGCGGGGGGACCGAGGGGGACGGUGAGCGCAGCCGGGAGCAGGAUGGCGUCGGCGGCGGGACCCUGCCUGGCCGAAAGCGACUGAGGCGGGCUGUGCACUGGGCCCGGCCCGGCCACCCGUCACGGCGCCCUGCCGCCGCGGGAGGGCAUGAGCGCCCGCCCGGGCGCAGCUUCGUCGCACAGCUAUCACUUAGAUGUUGAUAUGUAAAGCAAAAUGGCAAAAAUCAACACCCAGCACUCCUACCCUGGUACGCACAGACUGUCUGUCAGAAAUACUGAUGAAGACAUUGAAAGGAUUGAAAAUGGCUUUAUCAGAACCCAUUCACUGUGUGAGGAUACAUCUUCCGAAUUGCAGAGGGUCAUUUCUGUGGAGGGAAGAGGCCUACCUGAAUCCCAGACAAGUUCAUUCACAGGCAGAGGAGCAAUGGCAAGGCUCUCACAAUUUAUUGUAUCUCUGAGGUCAUGGGCCAUGAGACAUUUGCAUCAUGAAGACCAAAGGCCCGAUUCUUUCCUGGAGCGUAUCCGAGGGCCAGAGUUCAUAGAGGUGUCCAGUAGGCAAAAUAAAAUCCACGCCAGUCUGGGAGUCGAUGAGCAGCCUGGGAGACUGAACAGCAAAAAGGAAGAAAAGAAAGAGGUUAAAGAGGAAAAGAAAGAGGAAAAGAAGGAGGAAAAGAAAGAGGAAAAGAAAGAUGACAAAAACGAUAAAAAAAAAGAAGAGAAGAAAAAAGAAAUCUUUGUGAUAGAUCCUUCAAGCAAUAUGUACUACAACUGGCUGACUAUAAUUGCAGCACCUGUGUUCUACAACUGGUGUAUGAUAGUGUGCAGAGCCUGCUUUGAUGAGCUACAAAGUGACCAUGUUAGGUUAUGGCUGGUCUUGGACUAUUGCUCUGAUAUCAUCUAUGUUUUUGACAUGUUUGUCAGAUUCAGGACAGGCUUCCUUGAGCAAGGCUUGCUAGUUCGGGAUGAAAAGAAAUUACGACACUAUUACACAAAAACUAUACAGUUCAAACUGGAUAUGCUCUCUCUUCUGCCAACGGACCUGGCAUAUCUGAAGCUUGGUUUGAACUACCCUGAACUGCGGUUUAACCGCUUGCUGAGGAUUUCUCGGCUGUUUGAGUUUUUUGACCGUACAGAAACCAGGACAAAUUAUCCGAACAUGUUUCGCAUUGGAAAUCUUGUCUUAUACAUUCUUAUCAUCAUCCACUGGAAUGCAUGUAUAUAUUUUGCAAUUUCAAAGCUCAUUGGAUUUGGAACCGACUCUUGGGUCUACCCCAAUGUGUCCAUUCCAGAGUAUGGGCGCCUGUCUAGAAAGUACAUUUACAGUCUGUACUGGUCAACACUCACGCUGACGACCAUUGGAGAAACCCCACCUCCAGUGAAAGAUGAAGAGUAUCUCUUUGUGGUCAUUGACUUCCUGGUGGGUGUGCUCAUCUUUGCUACCAUUGUUGGUAACGUGGGCUCCAUGAUUUCCAACAUGAACGCCUCCAGGGCAGAGUUCCAGGCCAAAAUUGAUUCUAUUAAGCAGUACAUGCAUUUCCGAAAAGUGACUAAGGAUUUGGAAGCCAGGGUUAUUAAAUGGUUUGAUUACCUCUGGACUAACAAGAAAACAGUGGAUGAGAAGGAAGUUCUUAAAAACCUGCCUGACAAGUUGAAGGCUGAAAUUGCCAUCAAUGUCCAUUUGGACACACUGAAGAAAGUGCGUAUCUUCCAGGAUUGUGAAGCUGGACUUCUCAUUGAACUGGUGCUGAAACUGAAACCUACGGUCUUCAGUCCUGGAGACUAUAUUUGCAAAAAGGGAGAUAUUGGGAGAGAAAUGUACAUUAUCAAAGAGGGAAAAUUGGCUGUGGUGGCAGAUGAUGGCAUAACGCAAUUUGUUGUCCUAAGUGAUGGCAGCUACUUCGGUGAAAUCAGCAUCCUAAACAUCAAAGGUAGCAAAUCUGGCAAUAGGAGGACAGCCAACAUAAGGAGUAUCGGUUAUUCUGAUUUGUUCUGCUUGUCUAAAGAUGAUUUAAUGGAAGCUCUCACUGAAUACCCAGAUGCCAAAAAGGCUCUGGAAGAGAAAGGACGACAAAUUCUGAUGAAAGACAAUUUAAUAGAUGAGGAAGCAGCAAAAGCAGGAGCUGACCCAAAGGACUUGGAAGAAAAAAUCGAAAGACUUGAAACAGCUCUGGAUACGCUACAGACUAGGUUUGCUAGGCUGUUGGCAGAAUACACCUCAUCUCAACAAAAAGUGAAGCAGAGACUUGCUAAAGUAGAAAACAGAGUGAAAAAGUAUGGUAGUGGCACUGUAUCAGAGGCAGAGGCUCCAAAACCUGAGGAGGAAAAAAAGGACUAAUGGCAUAUUUAUAUUUUUUCAUUUAUUAAAGAAGGUUGAAGUAUGUAAAAGCCGUAACUAUAUAUAUAAAUAUGUGUGCAUACAUAGAUUAUUAUUUUUAUAUGGACUCCAGGAUAAUGGUUUUUAGCAUUUUUAACUAAAGCAGUAUUUUCUUGUAAAUAGAUCAUUGUUACCUCCUUCUUAGGGGGAGAUCUUGGUCUGUCAUUUGAGUGGGGUUUUUUUGUACUGGAAGGGGGUUUCUUACAAGCAAUGCUCAGAAUGUGUGUCAUUAUGGUAUGUGUAAGUCUCAAUACACUGUCUCUUCCCUGUUAAGAAGGCAUUGUAUUUAAAGUAGAAGGGAUGGGUUUUGGAUAAGGACUUUUAAAAUAUUUAUAGGGUACAUGCUCUACCUUGCUACCUUAUUAGCCUAUUAAAUACAUGGACUUACAGCAAGGCUUCUCAAAAUCUUUAUUGUUUCACAGUGAAGCAGUCUGCACAAAUUGUAGAACUGCAGAUAAGAAGUACGUACCUGACCUAUACAGCAUAGCCAUGCAUGCUUAUGAAAUAGCCAUGUAUCCAGAUGCUUUAGUCUGAUUCCUUUCUCUUGAGCUGGGCUGUGCACAAGGGACCAUGCUGACAGUGCAGCAGCGGUCAGUCAUGUGCUUUCCAUCAUGGUCUGUGGCAGCCUUUGGUGCUCUGCAGCUGCUUUGCUUGGGGAGGGAGUGGGGGCUCUCCAGCAUUAUGCUUUCCCCAGCACCAGCCAUGCAGCCACACAGUCCCAGUAGCAAUGCUGGUGGGAGACAUCUGUGGUAACGUGGCUUCACUCAACAUAGGAAAAGAGAGGCCCGCUGCUCCUAUGUGUAGGGUCUUUAUAGGCAGUUCCCAGAGUGAUGCUACCAAGAAAUUGCAAGGGCUGGCAGGAGAGGCUGUCCCAGUGUGCCACCCAGCAUUCCCUCCUAUCAGGAUUUCUGCAAGGCAGAGAGAGCCAGCCCUGUGUUGCAAAGUCUUUCCUGCUACUAGGCCUACAUUUUUCUUCCUCUUUAUUUCAUUUAAUGAUGCCGCCUUCACCUCCCUCCCCAUUUUGUGUCAGCUUUUCUCCUAAGUAGUUGUCACACUUCCAUGUUUUCACUGGUUAAGAAAAACAAGGGCCAGAUUUACUCUGAAGUUUUACUUGAGUUCAUCUGAUAGCUUAACUGUGCUAGUUGCUUUUCUCCUGACUGUAGGGUAGUUCUCUGUACUGGUGGUCUGGCUCCAAGGUGAUUGCACCGGCCCAGUCCACUCAGUCUGCUGUCACAUUCAGAGCAGAAUGGUACUGAGCUUCUGUCCCUUCCACAGGGGCAUUCUCCCAGCCAGAAGAUACUAGCUUUCAUUUUUUUUUUCUGUACAAUUUGCUUCAGUUGUUUUCUUUUAGUGUCCCUCACCUCUCUAGUGUUUGUUUAUUAUCUGUCUGUACUGGUAUUAGCAUCUUAAGCCUGAGAGUGAAAUCCUAGCUUCAUUGAAGUGCCUGGUAAAUAACUUCAGAGGUGGUUAGGAUUUAAGCAGCAGUACUUUCAGCAUGCUUAGCUUCCUAUGGUUAACCCCCCCCCCCCACCUGUGGCAGCAGGGCUGCCAGUAACCACUCUUACUAGCUGCAUGCAAACACAGGAGAAGGUGGUUGGUAGUUUGGGAAAUCCUGGUCUUCCGUCUGAACUUGCUGUUUAUUCCUGUCGCAGCUUUCUCAUGUACAUAAAAGCACAUGCAGCAGUAGUUUGUAUGGAUAACAGCAUGAUGUGUGCACUGUCUUUCAGAGUGAAGCACUGUAACUAUAGUUACAGGCCUAUUUGUUUUUGACACAGUAGGUGAAUUCCUUGUUUUCAGUGUAAUCCUUUGUGCACUGCCUUGGCUAGCCACAGAGCCUUGUGUCAGUUGUAACAUUGGUUCAAGCUCCAUAUUCAUGAGGUCAAACAUUACAGUUGUCUCUGUGUUAAUCACUGCUUUCAGAAGAAUAAACACCAUCAGCCAGCCAGGGCUGCAAGACUUACAAAGCAGCAUCUCCAUUUUGGACUGCAAAACUUUGGCUCUUCUGCUUGCACAGAAGUGGACGCACAGGCAGCAGAAGGGAGCCAUCUUGCAGGUGCCCAGAGGCGACUCAUGCCCAGUCCCAUAUCCUUGGACCAUGCCUACCCAAAUAGGCAGCAGAACAAGUUUCCUUCGGAAAGAAAUCAUUAUCAAAGCCAGUGAUCAUUGGGUUGUUCCCUUCCAGCACAGGAAAGGUUGAGAUUAGGGCACUUACCAGGGACCUUAGGAAGGUCUGUGCUUUUCUUAGCCUAAAUUGAUUUGAACCCACAGCAUUGCAGCACUAACCACACUUAGACUGCAGUAAGGGGGAUGGACUCGCACACUUACUUCCUCAGCUGUGUGUUGAAUUUGAGAGGCUGAAGCAAGUAUAGUGAAUCACAGGCCAAAUGCUGACUGGUAGCCACUUUGAUGCCUGGAGAAGGGGAACUGAAUGUAGCCUUACCUCCUCUCCAGACACGGCCUUGGCAGAGAUGCAACAUGAACGUGGUGUACAUUCAAAUUAGGGCUUCCCUGGAAUACCAGAGCAUUGAGUUUUGUGGAUUUGGUGUAGUUUCCCUUGUGUUGCUUUCACCCUUGGGUAACCUCACUAGCUUCAGAGAAGCUAGGGAGUAACAGAGGCUGCUUAUUGUCUGGGGCACUGGGGCUGGACCCUCCAGUGGCUUUAGGUGUUACAGCAGCCAGUGCUCUGCCCUCUAGGUGUUCUCAGCCCUGACUGAGGAGUCCUGAUAGUGCAUGGGAAAAGGUGGCCUGUUGGAAAAUUGGCAGGAAGCCAGUGAGAAGAGAUUGCUUUAACUAGAUGAUAGUGAAAUGAAAAGAGGUGGUUGCUCGCUCUUAACUGAGGACAGCUGCUCAAAGUAAACAUUUAUCUGGGGGAAGCAACUGUCUCCACCUAUCGACAUUUUUGAGCCUGGUGAGAGAGAAAAAUCUGACAGUGACUAAGGGAAUAGGGCUUUGCUUGUAAUAUUUGCAAAGAAGCCGCUCAGGUAAGGAAUCCUGUGCUGGUGCCAUCUUAAUUUUGGGAUGAAAGCAUUAUAUUGGAUGUGGGCUGCUGUCAGCACUGAGCUUUGCAGGCAUCUGUUGGCAAAAACACUGCUACAUUCAUUGGUGGCUGACUGGUAGUUUUGAAAAAUAUCUGUAUCCUUAAAUAUGGGAUUCAGAGCUUAACCUUUCAGGGUAUUUCCUGAGGCUCCACAGAUUGUAGCUUAUGGCUAGCAGCUUGCUGGCAGAAGCACAUACACUAACAUCAAAUCAUCCCGCAAUUAAAUUAACUGUUUAAUCACUUAAAACUUGACUCCUAUCAGCCUGCUUCUACAGCAGGCAAAGCUCAACCUGUCAGCAAAGAUGCUAACUCCUAGUGAAGACACCGAAAACUGGAAAAAAGCUUCAACUAACACGAGUGAGAGCUGGCUGCUGCAUUACAAGCUUAGUUUCUAUAGCAGCAGCAGGUUUGCUCAUGCCAUACUCAAAGCAGAGAAACCCAUCCAUCCUCUUACAAGCAAAACCAACAAUUUUACAACCCCCCCUAGUAAGUGCUACUCCAGCUCUGCACUGGUCCAAGCCCUUAGCUGAUCCUGACCUGGGGCAAAGAUUGCCCAAAGGAAGCAGAGUGGGUCAGGCUCCAUAGUAGCUUGCAUGCUGCUCAGCCUGCCUGCCUGAUAAGGAAGUGAAAGGCUUUUGCUCUGACUGGAUUAUUCUAACAAAUAAAAACACUAAGUUUAAGUAUCUGCUUGUGAGCCAUGUCUGAAGUCCUGUUAUCAUCAGUGGGGAUCUAGACACCAUAGUCUAGAAGCUGACUAGACUUAGGUAUUUAUUUUAGAUUGGGCUUAAUCUCUGUAUUACCACUGACUAUAAUGAGAGGUCUGUCCUGUAUGUGGACAUCUGAGUUCAGGAGGUUGAGUCCUUGAGCUAAAUCUUGCCCUUCGUAUCUCCAGGUGCAAACAACUACACAGGAUAGAGAGGAGCUGGAGUCCAUCCCCAGCCGUAUUUUGAGAGAGAAAUAGAGGAGAUAGCACCGGCUGGGGGGGCUAGUGCCAUCAAUCCCACACUGAGGAAGUGAAGGUUGAAGUGGGAGCUGGGGAGUUGCUGGUUGCAGGAUAUCACUUUUGUAAGGGCAGUUGGUGUGGUCACAGGCUGUCAAACUUGCAGCUCUCACUUUGUAACAGAGGCAGAUACUGCAUUGCUGAUAGCUACUACUACAUUGCUGUACUGCAGUUGUUAGUGUUUGACACUCUGUUACUCAACUGUCGCAUCUGAUAGGGGUUUUACACUUAGUGUCAUAAUCUGUGUCAGUCAUAACUCUUUGUAAAUGUAUAACUACCUAUACACUAUACUACAGCUAUUCCAGCCUACCAAGUAUAAAUGAAUAAAACCAUUUUAAGCAUUAUUAUUCAUAACAAGUUUAGACCUGUUAAAAAAACACCCAUAAAUAUAAGAAUGCUUGCUAUUUACCUGACACAUCACAACAGCUCUGUCUAUCUAUCAGGUAGAUAAAUACUGUUUUCUCCUUUUCCUUACCUCUAGGACUAGCUAUCACAUGCCAGAAUAAGAGGUGUUUCAAAGCUGUUGGCUUCAGUCCCUUCUUUUGGCAUGAAGGAAUCACAUCCUUUGCCAUCUUUUGUCUCUAGGAUUUUUUCCUUUCUUUAAAACGGAUACAGCAUGUACAUUAAAAUAUUUUGAAUAACGUUCAA
Messenger RNA from Dromaius novaehollandiae (emu), 7360 nucleotides. RefSeq names its product cyclic nucleotide gated channel subunit alpha 3 (gene CNGA3). The transcript has 8 exons. Lineage: Eukaryota; Metazoa; Chordata; Aves; Casuariiformes; Dromaiidae. Bases 516 to 2636 code for a protein of 706 amino acids. Gene Ontology annotation, molecular function: intracellularly cGMP-activated cation channel activity; cGMP binding; voltage-gated potassium channel activity. Gene Ontology annotation, cellular component: intracellular cyclic nucleotide activated cation channel complex; plasma membrane. The record is from RefSeq and is a predicted model, not a curated record. Gene Ontology annotation, biological process: potassium ion transport; monoatomic cation transmembrane transport.